This is a messenger RNA of Betta splendens (Siamese fighting fish), 6448 nucleotides long. RefSeq names its product collagen, type XVI, alpha 1 (gene col16a1). The coding region runs from base 343 to 5193 and encodes 1616 amino acids. NCBI's taxonomy places the organism in Eukaryota, Metazoa, Chordata, Actinopteri, Anabantiformes, Osphronemidae. The record is from RefSeq and is a predicted model, not a curated record. The transcript is spliced from 72 exons.
GGGUGAUGGUGGGCGGUGGAGAGCAAAGAGGCCUGCUGGAGCUUAGUGGAGAGAUUAGAGAAAUGCCCCGGGCCCAUUUUCCACAAAUGUGGACAAGGUGAUGUCACUACAUGCUCCACAGAGGGAUCUCCCACGGACGGAGAGAGAAGGAGAAGCGUCACGCAGGAAAAAGCCAGGAGACGAAAACCCCCGAACCGGAUUUACCGCGAACUGCGUUGACAUCGACACGCGAGACCGGAUACGCGUCUGCCGACGGAUUAAUGCGGUCGCGAGCGCGCGCACUCAUCGACACUUGAAGCUGGUGGCCGGAGUGAGCUGAGGCGGUUAAGGAGGAGCGACACCAUGUGGCUUCUCGGCCCCUCUCUGAUUUUGUUGGCCGUCAGCUUUGGAUCAUGCGACACGCUGACAUCACAGCAAGAUGUACAGUGCCCGUCCUUGCAGGUGGACGAGUGGAGGUUUCCCCAGACGACCAGGCACAACAUCACUGGUUUUAAUCUGGUGAGGCGAUUCUCCCUGCUCAAGAGUGCGGAUGUCAAGAAGAUCCGCAACCCUCGCGGACCCACCAUCCUCCGCCUAGGCAAGACAGCACUCCUACGCCCUAUUGAUCAGGUGUUUCCCGACGGCCUUCCUGAGGAGUUCACCUUGAUCUUCACCCUGGCUUUAAAGAAGUCCGCCCUCAGGGACACCAUCUACCUAUUCCAGAUAUCUGAUCAGCAGGGAUACCCACAGCUCUCUGUGGACCUCAAUGGCCCUGAUGGCACACUGUCUCUGAGAGCCAGAGGGGUCAAGCCUGACACUGACCUGCUGAGCUGUGUGUUCAACGGGGCGGGUGUGGAGGCACUAAUGGACCUGCGCUGGCAUAAACUGGCCCUCAGUGUUCAACGGGACACCGUCUCCCUCCAUGUGGACUGCAGCUCCAUUGAGACCAAGCCCCUGGAGCCACGUGGAGUUCUCCCCACUAACGGACACACUCUGCUGGGUAUUCGAGCCUCUGAUGCUGGCCCUGUGCAGUUGGACAUUCAGCAGGUGAUGCUGUAUUGUGACCCGUCCCUUGCCAUCCAAGAGGCCUGUUGUGAGAUACCUGGAGCUCGGUGCCCGCCCGAUGUUUCCAAAAGCCGACGUGCUGCUGAAAAUGAUCUGCUGGACAACACGUUUGCCCAGGACAUUUUUGCAUCAAAAGAUGUAGCAGAGAAAUGUGCAGGUUGUUUAUUCCUGAAUAGGGAGGAAAAUGCGGGAGGUUUAGGUGGAGCUGCUGGGCUGAAAGGAGAAAAAGGUGACCGGGGUGACGGCUGUUCUGGCUCCCAUUCAGGUCCAUGCACAGAGGGACCCAAGGGCCAGAAGGGAGAGAAAGGCGAGGCGGCGAUGUCUGCCAACUGGGGGGAAGCAGCUGGGUACAAGGGAGAAAAAGGUCAGAAGGGAGAGAUCGGUCUUCGGGGUCUCACCGGCACUCCAGGAAAGGAUGGUCAAGCAGGGAGCACCUGUAUAGUCGGCCCAAAGGGACAGAAGGGCACCCCAGGUGUAGUGGGUCCCGAAGGGUUGGCUGGAGAGCCAGGAAAGCCCGGACUUCCAGGCCUGCCCGGAUCAGGAAAACCCGGUCCACCCGGCCCUCCAGGUGAACCCGGUGGUGCCAAAGGAGACAAGGGAGAUGCGGGACCUCCAGGAGAAGGCGGACAUCCAGGAGAUCCAGGACCAAGAGGACCAGUGGGCUCUAAAGGAGCAAAGGGUGACCCGUGUGAAGUGUGCCCUGUACUGCCUGCAGACUUGGGCAACACGGUGGCUCUGCAAGGGAAGCCUGGCCCUAAGGGAGAGCCUGGAUCACCAGGGACAGGAGAGAGAGGUCUGCCUGGUGCAAAUGGCAAAGCUGGACAGAAGGGUGAACCAGGAUCAGGUGGCACCAAAGGGGAAAAGGGAGAACCUUGUUCUGUUUGCCCCACUCUUGGGGAGCUGACCCCCAAUCUUGUCCCCGCUGGCUCUCAAAAGCAGCACAAAGGUGAAAAGGGAGAGGCUGGGAUUGGACAAAAAGGAGAGCAAGGUGAGCCUGGAAAUGUAGGAUCACCUGGCCUUAAAGGAGAGAAGGGCAGUGCAGGAAGCAAAGGAGCAGAUGGGAAGCCGGGAAAACCUGGACUGAGGGGACCCGGUGGCAAGGAUGGACAAAGAGGCACAAAGGGAGAGCCAGGGCAAUCUGGUCUAGGUCCUCCUGGGCCAAAGGGUGAGAAGGGCGAGUGUGGCGUAUGCCAGCCAUCCGAGGUUGGCAGCGGUCCUACUGGUAUCAAAAUGCCUGAAGGAACGGCAGACAAGCCAGGCAAGCCAGGCGAACCGGGCCCUCCGGGGCCACCCGGGCCCCCAGGUCUUGGAGCUGAGGGUAAACAGGGCCCCCCAGGUCUUGAUGGUACAAAGGGAGAAAAGGGUGAGCAAGGAGAUAAAGGAGACAAAGGAUUGGAUGGAGCUCCUGGAUCCCCAGGAAUUUCUGGAGAGCAGGGUCCGGAAGGAAAAAAGGGCUUAAAAGGAGAAAAGGGUGAUGCUUGUACUAGCUGUCCUUCUUCGGGUGUUGCUGUGGGUGAAGGUGUAGCUGUGCCAGGCCCUAAGGGAGAGAGAGGAGAUCCUGGGCCCUCAGGAGAAGGAAGGCCUGGUAAAAAUGGAAAACCAGGUUUGCCAGGUGUGCAGGGUCCUGUUGGUCCCAAAGGAAACAAGGGAGAGGCUGGAGUUGCAGGCGUUGGGCUUCCUGGACCUCAAGGCAUAGAGGGACCAAGAGGGAUCCCAGGACUUGUAGGACCACCUGGAGCCAGAGGACUGCCAGGCCCUGUUGGCUCUGGAGGGGAAAAGGGCUCAAAAGGAGAUGUUGGGCUUCCAGGACCACAGGGGCCUAUGGGCAUAGGAGCACAAGGACCUCCAGGUAAAGAUGGAGCCCCUGGCUCCAAAGGAUUACCAGGAGCUGAUGGCAAACGCGGACUUGAUGGAGCUAAGGGGGACAAGGGUGAACCUGGGGAGUGCGGGUGCAUACCUCAGUCGCACCCCGGCGUUGGUGGACCUGGAGCUCCAGGAACAAUAAACAUGUUGCAGCCCGGGCCUCAGGGCCCUCCAGGACCUCCUGGCCCCCCUGGGCCCCCUGGCCCUCAGGGUGUUAAUGGAAUCCAAGGGCCGCAGGGUAUCCCUGGAAACGACGGGAUACCGGGAAAACCGGGUUUGCCUGGAUACAUCAGUCCUGGGCCGCACCAACUGCCUCAGGACUCCGUUCUAGGAGAGGGUGAUGACGACUGUGAAGGGGGCUGUUCCCAAGGGUUACCAGGGGUACCGGGCAUGGCAGGUGCCAAGGGUGAAAAAGGAGAUCAGGGCAAGCCUGGUGUAACCCCCUUGGACAGCUGUGACAGGUGUUUAGAGAGGCUGCAGAGAGCGGACUCACAAGCGACACAAGCAGGGAAUGAUCGAUCCUGCACAGGAACACCCGGAAUUCCAGGAACGCCAGGGUCACCUGGAAUUAAAGGAGACCAAGGUUCACCAGGAGAGAGAGGGCAAUCUGGAAUACCAGGAAACAUGGGACCUCCUGGUUUCCCAGGUCCUCCAGGCUCGUCUGGUUUACCUGGUCAGCAGGGUGAGCGUGGUGUGCAAGGCUUCCCAGGGUUGAAGGGAGAGCAGGGGGCUUCUGGAACACCGGGAUACCCGGGAGCCAUGGGAUCACCUGGACUGCCUGGACUGAAGGGUGAACGCGGCAGCCCAGGAAGCAGUGGUCAGAAAGGAGAGUCAGGCCCUCCUGGUAACCCUGGGUAUCAAGGACAAGCCGGCUCACCGGGUAAUAAAGGAGAUGCAGGACCAGCUGGCCCAGUUGGACCCAAAGGGGAUCAGGGCUUCCAAGGACCACCAGGCUUCCCAGGACCACCGGGCCCACCUGGUCCAGCUGGAAAAAGUGGGAGGGAAGGGCUCCCUGGGCUUAAAGGUGAAAAGGGCAAUGAUGGAGCUCAAGGCUCUCAAGGAUCAACAGGACCACCAGGCUCACCAGGCUCCCCAGGGCUGAUGGGCCCCCCCGGCAUUGAAGGACUGGAUGGGAAAGACGGUAAACCCGGACUGCGGGGAGAGACAGGCCCUCCAGGCCCAGCAGGCCCAAGAGGAAUUCCAGGAUUCAAAGGGAAACCUGGACAUGUUGGCUUUCCUGGGCAGAAGGGUGAUGUUGGACCCACAGGCCCUCCCGGACCUUCAGGCAGACCAGGACAUGAGGGUGAUCCUGGCACACCAGGAGCUCAGGGACGACCUGGACCCCCUGGACACGUUGGUUCUGCAGGUCAAUCUGGACCACCAGGACCCCCUGGUCCAUCAGGAGUGGGUGUAAAGGGAGAUAAGGGCCAGACUGGCGAGAGGGGUCUUCCAGGAAUGGGAGGCCCCCCUGGACCUCCUGGGCACCCAGGACCUAUGGGAGAGCCAGGCAGUGACGGUGUUGCUGGUAAAGAUGGAUCACAGGGUCUGCCGGGAGACAGUGGGCAGCCAGGUCAGAAGGGUGAACCAGGGGCACCCGGUCAAAGGGGCCCUGCAGGUGAGAGAGGUAGACCUGGACCACCUGGUGGUGGAGGGUAUCUUUCUAAGGAUGCACAGCCAAUGAUUGGGCCUGCUGGGCCCAGAGGGGAGAGAGGAAGCCCAGGCUCGGAAGGCCCUCCAGGACCCCCUGGACCUCCAGGGUCUUCAGGAAAUGAUGCUGUUGUCAAUUAUGAUGAAAUCAAAAACUUCAUCCGCCAGCAGGUCAUCAAGAUCUUUGAUGAGAGAAUGGCCUACUACAUGUCUCGCAUGCAGAUGCCAGUAGAGAUGGUGGCAUCACCCGGUCGGCCUGGGCCUCCGGGGAAAGAUGGAUCUCCUGGUAAUCCUGGGGCUCCAGGUGCACCUGGAUCACCAGGACAGAUCGGCAGACAAGGCCGGCCAGGAGGACAAGGACCCCCGGGACCACGAGGACCCCAUGGAGAGAAAGGUGAUAAGGGUGUUGGCGAGAUGGGAGACAUAGGGCCUCCAGGAGCACCAGGUAUGCCUGGUCCUCCAGGCUAUGGCAAGAUGGGACCUCCUGGUCCUGUUGGACAACAGGGUGUUCCAGGCAUCCCAGGACCUACUGGGCAGCCUGGUUCAAAGGGAAAUGAUGGCCGGUGUAAUCCUGCAGACUGUAUGAGCCAUCAAAUAGAAUACAGCCCCAAAGGCCCACCUGUCAAGGGCCCAUGGUAGAGCGCUGAAGUGAAAGGAGGCAGAGGGGACUGAAGUUAAGACACUAUGGAGAGGAAAGAAAGCCACCACACCAAGCACCAAAGUUAUUACCUGAAAGAAGGUACCGUUUGUUCUCAGCUGUAUAGAUUCUACCAAAGUAUAUUUCUUCUGCGGUUCUGAGCAAAAAUACAUAUUUGCUGCAACUGAGUCAUGUAAAGAUCACAUCACCAUUACAUCAUUUCCUCUCUAUGAAUGCCAAUUCAUUGCAUUUUUACUACCUUUUAUUUUUGUCUUGGCCACUGUUUCACCCUACCCAAGGGAGGUGACAACAAUCACAGUAUGUAUUUUUUUGCUUAUGUUUUGCUUCUGUUAUUAAUAUUUUGUUUUCUUUGUCUAAAUCUCUUGAAAGAGAAUACACACGAUUAUUGAAGCACAUCUUUUCUUUUCUCAGAAUCCCAUUCGAAACGCACCCCAUGCAUUUCUAAUAUCCUGUCUGUGCUUGAUUUGCGCUUUUAAGAGAAUACCCCAAGAAAUAUAUUUCAGUUCUGUAGAAACAUAUCAAAAAAUGAAUUGCCUUGUCACCCUUUUAGGGAUUGACUGUUUUGUAUAUAUUUAUAUUUAUAUAUAGUGGCUUUUUAUAUGUUUUUUUAAGGGUUUAAAUACACACGCUAGCCAAUUGGUUACACAGUAGUAUAAAUGCCAAAGAGAUUUUGUAUUCUAUAAAAGCCAAGGUUGCACACGACAGCAUAUUGGUGUUGUAAUUAUGUUCCCAAAUUUAAUUGUGUCUUUUCAAGUAGAGUUCUGUUGGAAAUACAUCUCAUCUCAUCUUGUGUUCCAGAGUAGCCGUAACAGCCAUCUGUCUGCCUCACCAGGCAGUAGUUUUAGAAAACAGGAACAAUAACAAAGCGCAUUCACCACAGGUACAGCAAUGCCACACAACAAAUGGCAAAUGUAGAUUUUCAUGUUGCUGUAUUUUUGGGUACGCUAUCUGUUAUGUUGCUCAUUUCCAUAUGUGGAAGCCAUGUAAUUUUAAGUCAUUUGCAGUUUUUACCAUCUACACAGUUUAUUUAGAAUUAAUUAUGUUGAAGUUAAAUUUCAUGUCAAGGAGGCUGUGCGAUGUGGUUGUUAUUGUCAAUGCUAAAAAACAAUAUUUAAAUAUGGUUUUCCAUGGAUAGAUUACAUGCACCACUUGGCACACAUGCAAUUUGCAUCUUGUAAUUUUGUGCUUUUGCUGCUUCAUAGUUUAAUAAAUUGAGAUGUUUUCCAUUUGCAUUAA